GUGUGUUCUAGUCUUACUUCAGUAUCGGUUGAUCCUUCCUACUGAUAAGUUCUACCGCUGCUGCUUUCUACUUUUCUUCAUUAUUGUGUUUCUAUUUUGCUUCUUUUCUUCUUUAUUACUGCUUUACUUGAUCUUCCUUCUUUAAUUUGUUUACUGUAACUUCCCGUCUCCCUCUUCCUCCUACCCCCCCCCCUCAAAUUUUAUCUUUCCUUUAUAUAAUUUUCUUCUCUAUUCUUCAUUUUCAUCAGUUAAUUUCCUGUACUUCCGGUCUUCUUUUCCUCGUCAUCCUCUUCCUCUUCCUUUGUGUUCCUUAGUGCUUCUCUCGGCACCCUCCUCUUCCUCCUCCUCCUCCACCAUGGCCCAGGAAGAACAAGCGGUUACCAACUUUCGGGAAUACAUCCGAAUUAAUACUAUGCAUCCGGAUCCGAAUUAUGGUCCCUGUACGGAGUUUCUCAAGAGGCAGGGGAAGGAGUUGGGUGCAAAGGUCCAAGUGAUAGAGUUUGCCCCUGCCAGCCCUACGGUUAUUCUCACUCUGCCUGGCUCCGAUCCUUCCCUCCCCUCCAUCCUUCUCAAUUCUCAUACAGAUGUUGUCCCUGUGUUCCCGGAGCACUGGAAAUAUGACCCCUUCAGUGCCCACAAGGACGAGAACGGGGACAUCUAUGGCAGGGGGACGCAGGACAUGAAGUGUGUGGGCAUGCAGUAUAUUGAAGCCCUGAAGAAGUUGCAGAAGGAAGGACGAGGGAAGUUUCUGCGUACCAUUCACCUUUCCUUCGUCCCAGAUGAGGAGGUUAGCGGCUUCAAAGGAAUGAUGCUGUUUGUCAAAUCUGAAGCUUUUCGUAAACUCAACGUGGGUUUUGCAUUGGACGAGGGAUACGCCAAUGAAGGAGAGGAGUUCUUCGUGUUCUACGGUGAACGUUCCCCAUGGAACCUGUACGUGAAGUGCCCGGGCCAGCCAGGUCACGGAUCACAGUUCCUGAAGGACAAUGCCGGGGAGAAGAUGAGGAAGGUGGUCAACUCUUUCCUUGACUUCCGUGACCAGGAGGAGCAGAGGCUGGCCGCUGAUCCAUCCCUCAACUUGGGGGACGUGAUCACCGUCAACCUCACCAAAGUACAGGGUGGAGUGCAAUUCAACGUGAUCCCCGCAGAAAUCACACUGGGGUUCAACAUUCGCGUUCCUCCCACCACGGACUUCGAUGAGCUGGAGGGGCGGAUGAAGGGGUGGUGCAGGGAGGCUGGGGCUGACGUCACGAUGGAAUUUGACACGCAGACGAAGAUUCCUCAGACGACAUGUGUAGAAGAUGGGAAGAGUGCGUGGUGGGAUGCCUUCGCUGGAGCUUGCAAGAAAGAGAACAUCAAGCUCAUGAAGAGGAUUUUCCCAGCCGCUACAGACUCACGGUAUCUCAGAUCGGUUGGAAUCCCGGCACUUGGUUUCUCUCCAAUGAACCACACACCACUUCUUCUUCACGACCACAAUGAAUUUCUAAAUGAAAAUAUUUUUAUGAGAGGUAUUCAGAUAUACACGUCAAUUAUCCCUGCCGUGGCUAAUUUGCCUGCCUAGAGGUGUGUGUGUGUGUGUGUGUGUUUGUUUGUUUGGAAGGAUGUUGAGAUGGAGCGGCAGGCAGGCAGGAGUGGUGGUGUGAAUGUUGGUCUGUAUGUCUGUCAGUUCGGAGUUGUAGGAGUGAAUAACAGAUAGACAGACAGACAGACAGACAGACAGACAGACAGACAGGCAGGCAGGCAAAAGAGAGGUAAGCAGUUAACUCCUUCUACUGUUCUUUGUUUUGUUUUAUUGUUUUUUUCUCGUUUUUUAUUUUGUUUUCUUGAUUUUUUAUUGUUUUUUGUAUUUUUUUGGUGAAUUACUGUUUUCCUUUGUCUUUUGGGGAUGAAUUGCUGUUUUCCCUUUUUUUUUUUUUUUGUGUGUGUGUGUGUGUGUGUGUUCCUCGCUGUUGUUUUUUGGUGAAUUGUUUUCCUGCUUUUUUUUUGUAAAUCGCUGUUUUCCUUUUUUUUUCCUUUUUUUUUGUUUCCCUGCUGUUGUUUUUGGUGAUUUUCCCCUCCAACUUGUUUAUCUCGCAGCUUUCCAAUAUGAGAUUAUAUUAUAGUUACACAGUAUUUACAUAUCAACUCUUCGCUUUGGUUGUUUAAGGAUAUGAAUGCGUCUUAUUGUUAAUUGGGAAAUAUUUCUUGUAGUGUACGUAAACAGUAACCAAAAAAGAUUAAAGUUUGGCCCGCCCACAAACUUUAACCUACUUCAUGUUUCUCACGUUUUUUCUGUCAAACCUCUCCUUUUUCACUCAUCUAACGCCUAAAGAAAGCAAAAAAAAAAAAGAAAAGUUACUGGGAGGACUGUAUGAAAGACCAGUGUUUGUCUUUAUAUACUGGAGUCAAUUUGGUAAACGCGAGAUGGUUAGGUUACUAGGACAGUAUGAACGACCAAUGUUUUUGUCUUCCUGGAGUCAAACACUAUUGUAAACACGAGGUAGUUGUGUUAUUGGAAGGACAGAAUAUGAAGUACCAGUGUUUCUAUGUCUUACUGAAGUCACUGUAACUGCCACUGUAACUGAAUCACAGUCGACAAAUUUUAAAGAGCUCAAAACUCGUGACUCCCAGGAAGAUUUGACUUAUUAACAGAGAAGAGAAUGUAAAAGAAGAAUUUUUUCAUUAGUCUUUAUUUCAUGGAGUCACACACCCACGCUAUAACCGGAUUGUAUUCAGGAUAUUUUAAGACCUCAAAAGCCAUGACUCUUAGCUAGAUUUGACUUACUGACAGUGGAGAAAAUAUAAAAAGAUGCGCGUUUUCAUUAAUCUCUAUUUAAUGGACUAUAUUCGAUUAAUUUUAAGGACCCAAAACCACGAUACUUUACAAGACUUGACUUAUUAACUCUUUCACUGCUAUGUUCGUCUUUGGUAAUAUUGAGCACAUUAUAAAAGAUAUUUGCAUGGAUAGAUAAAAGAGGCAAUAAAAAAGAUUAAUUUGGUGCUGUCUAGGCUGCAGGAUUAAUUAAUGUGUUUUAGCACGAAAAAUAAGUAUCUGAAGAGCUACAAGGGAUUAUGGGAAAAGAAUGUGUAGCAGUGAAAAGGUUUACGUAAGACUGCAAAUUAUCAGCGUUUGCAUCAGACUAUUUACUAGAGUCGCACUAAACUAUACACGAUAUAUAGCCGUUGCACAAAUCCUAAGGGCACUAAAACCACGACUCCGCUGCAUUUGCCUUAAUAACAUAGGAUAGCACAUAAAAGAUCAGUGCAUCAGACCUCUAUUUCGUGGAGUCGCACUGUAUAUCUGAACUACACAACAUUUAUAUACGCUGCACAAAUGUUAAGGCCACUAAACCCACGACUUUCAGCUGUGUUUGACUUACUGACAUGAGACGGCGCAUAAAAGAUCGUUGUUUACUUCAGAUCUGUUCUAUUUCGUGGAGUCGCACUGUAUAUCUGAACUACACAACAUUUAUAUACGCUGCACAAAUGUUAAGGCCACUAAACCCACGACUCAGCAAGAUUUGACUUGGUAACACAGCACAGCGUUUAACGAGAGAGUGUUUGCAUCAGCUCUCUUUACUUACUGGAAUCACGCACUUUGCACGGACGGUACUUGACUGCUACACGAAGGUCACAGAACCCACGACUCUGCCACCAAUGACCUUCACCUCGUAACCACUGUAGACGUUCGUGUGUGCAUUAAUGGCUGUUAAAUAUUAAGGGAACUGGCCUACAGACUUCUACAUAAACAGUUUAUUUCUGGACAAAACAUGAUGAAUAUUUUUGUAUGUUAGAAAAUGUACGAAGGCUGUUAGGUAACCGUACUGUAACCAAUUGAUGUGUGUGUUUAAUAAAGGUCAUCAGUAAUAUGAAA
This is a messenger RNA of Scylla paramamosain (green mud crab), 3850 nucleotides long. RefSeq names its product aminoacylase-1-like. Gene Ontology annotation, biological process: amino acid metabolic process. The transcript is spliced from 9 exons. Gene Ontology annotation, cellular component: cytoplasm. The record is from RefSeq and is a predicted model, not a curated record. Lineage: Eukaryota; Metazoa; Arthropoda; Malacostraca; Decapoda; Portunidae. Gene Ontology annotation, molecular function: aminoacylase activity. The coding region runs from base 356 to 1558 and encodes 400 amino acids.